UGGAGCCAUCGAUCGUGUCAUCCGGUGGUGCAGCCUCAGCCUGGGCGCUGUGCGCUGUGUCGUCUGCAACUGCAAUCGUGCGGGCGUACGAAAAGUUACGUCCAACCACCGAGCAAGAUCCGCUCUAUAAGACGUCGCAUCCUUCCCACCUACAGCGCAAGUACACUACCGGAACACACGAGCGAGUGCUUGCUGUGCUGACAUCAGUUGGAGAGAGCGAUCGGUCGAGAUGCCUCCCGGUCCCGGCGUCGCAGACCAGGCGCCGCCGCCGCGGAGCCCUCUCCGGGGCAACGGCGCCAUGCCGCCGCAGAGCCCGCUCCGCAUCAAGCAGGACGGCAAGUUCUACGAGCGGCUCCUCACCAGGGAGAGCUCCGCGGCCAACCUGUCGUUCCGGUACUACUGGGCGGAGCCGGGCGCGGUGCCGUUCGUCUGGGAGUCGCAGCCGGGCACGCCCAAGGACGUCGCACGGACGGCCGCCGGCGCGCUCCCAGCCAUCACGCCGCCGCCGUCGUACCUUCUCCGGCACGGCAACGUCGCGGUCGGUAGGCAGGUGGCGGCCGCCUCGGUGGCACGCCGUGACCAGAAGAGCGGCGGCAGGGCGGCGGCGAGGAGCGGCAAGAAGCGGCGCUGCAGGCUCAAGAGGAUCAGGAUCGGCUUCGUCGCCGGCAUCUUCCGGCGGCUCAGCCUCGGGAAGAGGUGGCGGCAGCGCCCGGCGCCGCCGGCCAAGGUGUGGUCGUCAUCGUCCUCCAGUCGGUGGCUCUUCUCCUCGGUGGCCACGGAGACGGGCGAGCACAGCCUCCACCAGGUCCAGGAUGAGAUCGCCGUUCCCGCGCACCCGAAACAGCACAGGACCGUGCCGGUGCCGUGCAGGUGCAGCUUUCCCGCCAUGUGGCUGCUGCGCUUCCGCAACAGCUUCGGCCACGGCUGGGCGUAGAAGAUCUCGAUCGCUCUCAGCGUGGGUGGCGACAAGGAAUCGCAAGUCAGAAAGUGGUUUAUGUUAUGGUUACGAAAUAGGUUAACGAUUUCUAUCGCUGCCAGUACGUGAGGCCAAGUAAUUAAGGGGGUGUUUGGUUCUGUGGACUAAAGUUUAGCCCGGGUCACAUCAAGUGUUUGACUUUCAAGUAGGAGUAUGAAAUAUAGACCCAACCAACUGUACUAGAUUCAUCUCACUUUUUAAUCUUCGGCUGAGAAAUUAGUUUUAUAAUCCGACUACAUUUAAUACCCCGAACGGAAGUUCAAACAUUCGAUGUGAUAGGGGCUAAAUUUUAGCAGGGGCAAACCAAACACCCCUUAAGUGUGUUUGUUGUAUAUUGCCCAGCGCUAGCUAGCUGCCUAGCUGUGUAUAAAACUUUAUUCUUGUGUUCAUCGU
Zea mays is the source of this 1369-nucleotide messenger RNA. RefSeq lists its product as uncharacterized. The transcript has a single exon. The coding region runs from base 230 to 934 and encodes 234 amino acids. NCBI's taxonomy places the organism in Eukaryota, Viridiplantae, Streptophyta, Magnoliopsida, Poales, Poaceae. The record is from RefSeq and is a predicted model, not a curated record.